Erinaceus europaeus (western European hedgehog) is the source of this 6232-nucleotide messenger RNA. It is a transcript of the gene LRRTM2, whose product is annotated as leucine rich repeat transmembrane neuronal 2. Gene Ontology annotation, cellular component: extracellular matrix. Lineage: Eukaryota; Metazoa; Chordata; Mammalia; Eulipotyphla; Erinaceidae. Gene Ontology annotation, molecular function: protein binding. The record is from RefSeq and is a predicted model, not a curated record. Bases 593 to 2143 code for a protein of 516 amino acids. The transcript is spliced from 2 exons.
UUCCUUCUUGCUUUAUUGUGAUCAGGGGGUCUUGCAAUGACCCUAAUACUGUUAUAAAGCACGGUGCUUUAAAACAGUAAAGCUUCUGGAAAACCCAAACAAAAGACACGUCACCCGGUGACGUCAGCCUAUAUACAGUUCUGUGUGGUCGCAGCACAUAAGCAAAUCCAUUCUUGUGCUGUUUCUUGGAAAAGCUUUUCAGUAAAUGCACUCAUGCUGCUCUAGGAGCUCUUCUCUGCAACAAGCUGCCCAUCUGCCAUCAACAAGUUAAGAACUAACGGCUGCAAGAAAGGAGAGGUUAAAGCUCUGACUAACCAGCUAAGCAGUUAAAGAAGGACAAAAUUAGUAACUUGUAUUCAAAACUGAAUUAGGGGAUCAAAGUGAUCACAGAAGAUGAAACCAAUGCUUUCGAGGGGAAUAUCCUAAGGAGAGGAGAAAAAACUCACCCUAGUGGAUUCAUUUUACACAGAAAUCCUGGGACACGGAAAACAGGAAACUGGUCAAAGGCUCCUGCAUGUUAGAGCCUUUUACAGACUCACUGCGUUGAGUCUAACAACCGCGACUGAAUGCAGCCUCCAAUGUGCUCAGAAGAAUGGGCUUACAUUUCAAGUGGCCAUUAGGGGCCCCUAUGCUGGCAGCAAUAUAUGCAAUGAGUAUGAUUUUUAAAAUGCUGCCUGCCCUGGGUAUGGCGUGUCCACCCAAAUGCCGCUGUGAGAAGCUGCUCUUCUACUGCGACUCUCAGGGCUUCCACUCAGUGCCAAACACCACAGACAAGGGCUCUCUGGGCCUGUCCCUGAGGCACAAUCACAUCACAGAGCUUGAAAAAGAUCAAUUUGCCAGCUUCAGUCAACUUACCUGGCUUCACUUAGACCACAAUCAAAUUUCAACAGUAAAAGAAGAUGCUUUUCAAGGACUCUAUAAACUUAAGGAGUUAAUCUUAAGUUCCAACAAAAUAUUUUACUUGCCAAACACAACUUUUACCCAACUGAUUAACCUGCAAAAUUUGGACCUGUCUUUUAAUCAACUGUCAUCUCUGCACCCAGAGCUCUUCUAUGGCCUUCGGAAGCUACAGACCUUACAUUUACGGUCCAACUCCUUGCGGACUAUCCCAGUACGCCUGUUCUGGGACUGUCGUAGUCUGGAGUUUCUGGAUUUGAGCACAAACCGCUUGCGAAGUUUGGCUCGUAAUGGAUUUGCGGGAUUAAUCAAACUGAGAGAGCUUCACCUAGAGCACAACCAGCUGACGAAGAUUAAUUUUGCUCAUUUCCUUCGGCUAAGCAGUCUGCACACACUCUUCUUACAAUGGAACAAAAUUAGCAACUUGACAUGUGGGAUGGAGUGGAUUUGGGGCACUUUAGAAAAGCUAGAUCUGACUGGAAAUGAAAUCAAAGCCAUCGAUCUGACAGUGUUUGAAACAAUGCCUAAUCUAAAAAUACUCCUUAUGGAUAACAACAAGUUAAACAGUCUUGAUUCUAAGAUCUUAAACUCCUUGAGAUCCCUCACCACCAUUGGCCUCUCUGGCAAUCUCUGGGAAUGCAGCCCUCGAAUAUGUGGUUUGGCCUCCUGGCUGGGCAGUUUCCAAGGUCGGUGGGAGCAUUCUAUCCUAUGCCACAGCCCUGACCACACCCAAGGAGAGGAUAUUCUUGAUGCAGUCCAUGGAUUUCAGCUCUGCUGGAAUUUAUCAACCACAGUCACUGCCAUGGCUACAACUUACAGAGAUCCAACCACCGAAUACACAAAAAGAAUAAGCUCAUCAAGUUACCAUGUGGGAGACAAAGAAAUCCCAACUACUGCAGGCAUAGCAGUUACUACUGAGGAACACUUUCCUGAACCAGACAAUGCCAUCUUCACUCAGCGGGUAAUUACAGGAACAAUGGCUUUAUUGUUUUCUUUCUUUUUUAUUAUUUUUAUAGUGUUCAUCUCCAGGAAGUGCUGCCCUCCCACUUUAAGAAGAAUUAGGCAGUGCUCAAUGAUUCAGAACCACAGGCAGCUCCGAUCCCAAACACGACUCCAUAUGUCAAACAUGUCAGAUCAAGGACCAUAUAAUGAGUAUGAACCCACCCAUGAAGGACCCUUCAUCAUCAUUAAUGGUUAUGGACAGUGCAAGUGUCAGCAGCUGCCAUACAAAGAAUGUGAAGUAUAGUGUGAACCUGUCAUCAAAAAUCACAUCAGAUAAGUAAUCUAUUUUACAUAGUAGGGACUAAAUACAUAUCUAAUUUUUAUCAAUGGUGACAUUAAGCCUAAUUUUCCAAGCCAACUGAAGACUUAAGUUUUUUGAAGUACUGAAGUAUUUUUAAUUUUUUAAAUGAAUCAUAUUUUAAGUGUUAAAUGAAACAAUGCUCACUCAUUUAUUUGCACUCUUGUUGGAAAGUCUGAAAUGCUUACUUCAAAAUAAGACAUUUCAUGUAUGUAAUUAUAUAUACUAUUAUGUGUAAACAUUUACACUAAGAUCUCCAUACGUUAUUUUUUUUUUCCUACUAAAAACAGUUUGGAAAGAAGCUACUGCGCAAAAAAAAAAAAAAAAAAGAUACAGAUCAAUACCUGUCUGAUUAUUGCUCUCUACCCCAAGAACCACAACUGGCCUGCUGAUUGAAAAGAUACUUAGCAAAGGUUUCAUGUAUAAUUUGGCAUUGAUGCAAGUCUACAAUUUACUGCCAGUGUGGGAAGUAGGAUUUCAUGUAUGAUUAAGAUUGGUAAAUAUUAAACAUUUUUCUUCCAGAUUUUUUUUGCCUGGGUUGGUAGAUGUUAUCAAAGUCUACACCAUGAAAUCAAGAACCCUUUAUGUAAUUCUAAUAAGCUGAGUGACUGAUGUAUUUAAAUAAUGAAUCCAAGUGACUGUGAAAAGGUCUCAUUACAAUUAAAUCAAUACUAAAUACUUAACACUGACUUCAAAUCACACAUCUUAAGUUUGCCUUAUAAUGGACAUGUUGAGUUUUACAGCAUUUAGACAAUUUAAACUAGCUUUAAAUUACCAUUUUACUAAUUAGCUUACUAAACCCUUUAUUUGCAUUUAUAUGUGAACAAAUUAUUUUGGAGAGAAAAGAGUUAAAUUCAGUCAACUUAAUAAUUCUAUGACUGACUCAUCUAGUUUGAAAGCACACAAACAGCCUUAUCAGUUUCUCUCUCAACUGUCAUGAUCAAAGAUGCCUUGACAAAAGGGGUUAAAACCUCUUUUGCCUUUUCCUGAUCCUCAAACCUCAAAGAGCCAAAUUAAAAAUAAUUGGCUAGCAACAGGCAGAACACCAAUUCUUCUUAGACUAAAUUGUAAAAGGAGCCGUGAACAAUCACUCUUUAAACAUUAUAUGCUAAAAUUUCAUCUUUUAAUAGUGAUAUAUACACUAUUAAGAACAGUUCCUUCUAAGUAAAGGAAGUAACAUAUUACUGAGUCAAAUCUUCUCAUGGCAGAACACUCUACAUGCCUAUGCAGCCGCACAGUGGUAACUUGAAGGUGGUGCCGAGAUAGGGGAUGGAAGGAAAAGGCAGCAUUUUAAAAUCUAGCUGGCAAAUACAGCUGAGCUAAAGUUUAAAUGCAAUCAUGACUGAGAUAAACUGGUAACUACACAUAAUCUGCACCAAAUGGGCAAGGCCCUGGGACCUGCAACUAGCCAGGGAAAAUAUGGAGAGGUUCUCUAGGGUUAAAUUGAUGUUCCAUUAUUAACAAAUGUUAAUAAUGCCAUAUUUUUCACUCAGAAAAGUGCCACAGUAUCUCUUUUCUUAAACUAUAAUCUCCAUAUUUGGUAUUUCGAUGCAAGCUACCAAUUCAGACAGAAUUUUUCUAUAAGCAAGGUUCCAUGCAUGUAGUCUGGUAAACUGGGAAAUUUGACUUGAUUUUAGAAAAAAAUGAACAUUUUAGAACUGACAUUUAGUAUAUGUGGAAAAGAUACACAUACUUGGGGAAGCCUCCUCCCUCCCCAUUUAUUUUUUCCUUACCAUGACAUGGUCAUUAAUACAAAAUUCUUUAGUCAAUGAAUACUUGUACCCUAAGGGUUAAAGUAACAUGCUGAGAUGUCAAUUUAACCAAUGAGUUUUAAUCCAAUGUUUUUUUCUACUUUACUAAGACAGGGGUAUCUACCUACAUCUCAAAGAAAAUGUUUCUCAGUAAAAAGUAAAAUAACAAAUUAAGCUUAAAAAAAAAAAAUCUCUGCAUUUUUAACAUUUUAACAUGGGAGAUGAGUUUGACAAAUUAUCUCAGCUUGGUCAAGCUCAGAUAAUUGUUAGCAGAGAGCAUUGCACUGUUAAACUAGGCCUUGGGCCUGCCCGGACAGGGACAGAAGCUGAUUUUACAACAUAAAUCUCACUACUUGCAAUAGAAGGACUGAAUCAGCAGUCCUCAUUACAAAUAGGAGCUCCACAAGCUAAAACUGACCGACCCAUAUAUUACAGUAAAUGUGGACAUGUGUCAGAGAACAGCUUUGUCAUAAUACAACUAUGUCCUGGACAUAUCACCCUUAAAGGACAGAAGUAUUUUUCAUUAUUAUAAUCAUAACAAAAAUUAAUUCAAACUAUGAGUAGAGGGUGAGAAAUACAAUGUGGAAAAUAACAUUACCCCUUAAAGUACUUAGCAAAAUGAAUCAGACUGGCAAAAUCCAAUGUAUAUAUAAAAGUAAACUGGAUGAUUAAUUUAGUAAUUCAAGGGAACAGGAUAUGCAGGGCCACCAGGCAUACUCUGCAGCUAAAAAAUAACUGAUGGAAAAAUGUUGCCUUUCAUUUUCUUAGUAAUACUUGCUGAGAAAAGUGAAAUUAACAGUGCUAAAUAACAUUUUUUAUUUUUAAUUCAUGAGCAAACUUAUCUUUUCAAUUACCUAUAAAAGGCAAGACAUUCCAUUUAAUUUUGUAUUUUGUUAUCUGCACAGGUCUGAAGAUGAGAUUGUAAGUCAUAUGUACAGUAUUUACCAACUGACUAGAGUAGAGCAGCAUCACAGAUACACUGCAGAUUCUGAUAACAGGGCUUUUGUUUUUCAGUGUACAGUAUAGUUUUGUAUUUUUCAACCUCUCCCGCUGCACAUGUGCGUGCACAUACACAUGCUCUUUUUAAUAUUAGUUUUCAAGGUUAGAGGAAAACUGAUCACUUAAUCAAGAACCAAAAAAAUCUCCCUGGGAAAAUAGAAGUUAAAGAAGGCUGUGAUGCCACCUAGUAUCUAAGAGUUUGGAAUAAUUUAUAAACCAUUUCUGUAGCUCAUAAGGGAAUUCAGUCACCUUUCUGAAAUGAGUGGGUUGAUAAAAUUUACAAAUCCACACACAACCCGAAGAAUGCCCACUGCCUACAUCAAGUAGCCAAAUAAUACUAAUUUUUAGGGCAAAAAAUCUGCACUAACACAUGUUAUUUCUUAAUGUGCCUAUGUUAAUUUCUGUACCAAUUCAAUGAGUGGAAUUCACUGAACUUCCUAAUUCCACUAAUUAUCAAAAUCCAUCUGCUUAUUCUAAUGCCAGCCACCAAGUAUUAGAUUUGAAUCUUAAAAUUCAGAGCAAGCAUACCUUUUUUAAUGAGGCAUACUUCCUAUACACAAUUAUUGGGGGUGGGCCUACAAAUGCCCUGUCCUCUUCAAAGUAUGCAUAUUAAUAUGAAAUUUUAAAAGAAUAUUUUUAGAAACUGACUUGUGAUCAUUUUCUUAAUAGAGUAAUACAGUAACAGACCUAUCUCAAAAGUCUGUGUGGGAACAUGCUUUUCAUUAUCUUACUGGUUUAAAUGCUUCAACCAUCAAAGAGAAAGAUAAAAUUACUCAUAGAAAAUUAAGUUUUUCUUCCUAACCUAGGGCAAACUUGCACUACUUAAGUAUUUUAAGGCCAAAAACAAAUAGAAAAUGACUGUUUCAGCUUUCAUACUGCUAUUGCAAACAUUUGGAAACAUCUGCUAUUCCUUCAACUAACCUAUUUUUUCUUAGUAAUUUUUUUAAAAAGUCAGAUCUAUGGAAUGUAUAGUGAACCUUCCUAUCAAUACUAUGACUGGAAACUAAAGUACACUGCAAACACAUUGUGUUCAAUCACCUUAAGAGCCAUUUUUGGUUUUUUGGUGGGAGAUGGGCAAGUGGGUUGGGGGGUGGGAACAAAAUACUAUUAUAUCAAGGGGCUGGGGUGGGGGUGGGGUGAUAACAAAAGUAUGGUGUACAGGAAAGUUUUGUUAUUAAAACUGAGUAUAAUAUAAAAAUGAAUGUCUUUUUUUUUUUUAGCUUUUCCUUGGUAACCUAUCAAUUUCGACAUAUGAAACUUGAAAAAAUUUGAGGCAGAUACAGAA